Messenger RNA from Effrenium voratum, 1248 nucleotides. NCBI's taxonomy places the organism in Eukaryota, Dinophyceae, Suessiales, Symbiodiniaceae. The record is from the annotation of a GenBank genome assembly.
AGUGAGCUGGGGGAUCCACAUGGGGCUUCACACACACUGUGGGGGUUCUGCAUACAGAUACCCGUGCUGGAAGGCUACGUAGUUUGACGCCAGUUUGCUGGGGCACUGUCUUACUCUGAUAAAGAGCCUGGUCACCUGGAAGUCGUAAUGCUGCGCGCCUGGCGGAAACUCGCUCUGUUGGUCAUUGCGCCUGUGCUUCUUGACUUGCUGCCCCUUGGCCGUGGAUUCGCCAGCUUGAGCCGCUACAGCACAGCUCACGUGCAUCGCUGUCGCUUGGUGCGGCUUGCCACUUCCGCGGCCUCUGGAUUUGGAAACUAUGCAGAUUCGCUGAGCACUUGGGCGCCAGAAAAGCGUCUCCAAUACAUAUCAACACUGACGGAAGGCAAGUUUGAUAGCUUGGGAGACGAUCUCACCAAAGAAAAAGCAGGCAUUCCACAGUGCCUGCUUCAUGCGAUUGGCUUGGCUGCAGAGCCUGUUGGUGUCGGCAUUGCGGGGGUGGACAAGGGUGGUUCCACACGCACCAAAACAGCCAUACAGUAUUCCUCAGAUCUUGACCUGAACGUCCGGACGACUCGAAACAUGACUCGACGAGAUAGGGUGGAGUUUAAGGACGCCCUGGUGGCCCUGCUACCGAGCUACACUGAUGGAUGGACAUUUGUGCAUAUGGGCAAGAAGUGCAUCAAGCUGCAGAAACCUUUGCCAGGCGGGAGAAAGCGGGAGGUGGACAUUGCCUUUAUGAACACCACCUUCGACUGGUCCGGCGUAGACCGCGCUGAGAACGUCGCCUUCUUCCGCAACAAGCCGGCCCCGCAGAGGGCUGUCAAGAUGUUCAAGUUUUGCUUUUUGGACGUGUCAGGACUUUGUGGCUUUCACAUCGAGAGGUUGGCUGUUGCGGUAUGCCAGGCAAAGAAAAGCGAGCUAACCGCCAAGCAACUGCAUGACAGCAUGCUGCAGGAGCUUUGUGGCAAUGGGCCACAGUUGCAGAUAGUGGUACUAGAGGCAACCCGGGAAGGGCUUGGUGUGGAGGACGAGGACUAUCUCAGAGAGCAGGUGAACAGGCAGAUUUCAAAGAUGCGGAAUGUUUGCAAGAAUGCUGGUUUUUGAGCAAGAGCUGGCCACAUGAGGUUGGUUCUUUUUCCGUGUCAUCAAACGUCUCACACUGGCAAGCUCGGAGCUCGAUGGCGUUGUGGUCGACGUGCUUGCGGUAGCCGGCGACUGCUCUUGCAUGACAGGUGCUUUGAAUCCUAC